UUUUCUCUGCUGCUCCGCCGGGUGAGAAGCAAAUCUCGGGGGCCGCGGAGAGAAUUCGUUGUGGGUUUUGUUUUGUUUUUUUUUUUCGCCAUCUUCGCUAUUAUUAUUUUAUUUUUUUAAUCUUCCUCCUUUUCCCAUUUUGGAUCUUAACCCUUUGAUCUGUUUCCUUUAAAAGACUCCGAUUCCCAACUCCCCAUCAGGGGGAGAGGGAGGAGAAAUACAGGGGAGGAAAAAAAAAAACCCACCAAACCCCGAGCGAGUCGGUGCUCUCAGCUGUUGGCCAGGUUGGUGGGGGACAAAAGUCCCCUUUAAAAUAUUGAAUGUCAGUCGCAAACCUAAGAAAAGAAAAAUCCGAUCCGGAGCGCUAAAUUUAGGAGCUUUAUAUGGAACUUGGACUCCGCUGCUGGAUUUUGUAUGGAUUUUUUUCAACCUUUGGGAGGACAGACCCCGGCGUCCGCCCCUAGACCGCACUGAGCGACCGAAGAGGGGGGUGGGGGUGGUGGUGGUGUGUGGAAAAACGUCGCCAGAGGCUGCCGGCAGAGAUGGCCGAGAAUUGGAAGAACUGCUUCGAAGAGGAGCUCAUCUGCCCCAUUUGCCUGCACGUCUUCGUGGAGCCGGUCCAGCUGCCCUGCAAGCACAACUUCUGCCGGGGCUGCAUCGGGGAGGCCUGGGCCAAGGAGACGGGCUUGGUGCGGUGCCCGGAGUGCAACCAGGCCUACAACCAGAAGCCCAACCUGGAGAAGAACCUGAAGCUCACCAACAUCGUGGAGAAGUUCAACUCCCUCAACCUGGAGAAGCCCCCUUCCGUCUUGCACUGCGUCUUUUGCCGCCGGGGCCCGCCGCUGCCGGCCCAGAAGAUCUGCUUGAGGUGCGAAGCCCCCUGUUGCCAGUCCCACGUCCAGACCCACCUGCAGCAACCCUCCACCGCCCGGGGCCAUCUCCUGGUGGAGGCGGACGACGUGCGGGCCUGGAGCUGCCCCCAGCACAACGCCUACCGCCUGUACCACUGCGAGGCCGAGCAGGUGGCCGUCUGCCAGUUCUGCUGCUACUACAGCGGGGCCCACCAGGGACACUCGGUCUGCGAUGUGGAGAUCCGACGCAAUGAGAUCAGGAAGAUGCUGAUGAAGCAGCAGGACCGCCUGGAGGAGCGGGAGCAAGACAUCGAAGAGCAGCUCUAUAAGCUGGAAUCGGACAAGCGGCUGGUUGAGGAGAAGGUGAGCCAGCUGAAGGACGAGGUGCGCCUGCAGUAUGAGAAGAUGCACCAGAUCUUGGAUGAGGACUUGCGAAAGACCAUGGAGAUCCUGGACAAGGCCCAGGCCAAGUUCUGCAACGAGAACGCGGCUCAGGUCCUCCACCUCAAUGAGCGCAUGCAGGAGGCCAAGAAGCUCCUCAGCUCUGUCCAGGUCAUGUUCGACAAAACUGAGGACAUCAACUUCAUGAAGAACACCAAGUCUGUGAAAAUCUUAAUGGACAGGACCCAGAACUGUACAGGUGGCAGCCUGCCCCCACCCAAAAUCGGCCACCUCAACUCCAAGCUCUUCCUGAAUGAGAUCGCCAAGAAGGAGAAGCAGCUCAGGAAGUUGCUGGAAGGUCCUCUGAGCACCCCCGUCCCCUUCCUGCAGAGCAUCCCCAUGUACCCCUGCACCGUCAGCAACUCCGGCGCGGAGAAGCGCAAGCACUCCACCGCCUUCCCCGAGGGCAGCUUCCUCGAGCCAUCGUCCGGGACUGUGGCGAGCCAGUACAUGAGCCAGGGCGCUUCGGCUGGCGAGGGGCAGUCCGCACAAGCCAUGGUGCCUUGUAGCUCCACGCAGCACAUAGUUGGACUUCCCAGCGGCCCACAGCCGGUGCACUCGGGCUCCGUCUUCAACCCAUCUCACUACCCCAACACCACGUCAUCUCAGCAGUCCGUGCUCUCCCAGUACGGCGGGCGCAAAAUCCUCGUCUGCUCCGUGGAUAACUGUUACUGUUCCUCCGUGUCCAACCACAGCGGGCACCAGCCCUACCCGCGGUCGGGGCACUUCCCCUGGACGGUCUCCUCGCAGGAGUACUCCCACCCGCUGCCACCCGCCCCCGCCGUCCCCCAGUCGCUCCCGGGACUUGCCGUGAGGGAAUGGAUUGACGCAUCCCAGCAGCACGGGCGGCAGGAUUUCUAUAGGGUCUACGGCCAGCCGUCGGCGAAACACUACGUCACCAGUUAACCGUCACACUCUCUGGAGAGUCCCGUGCGAUGACGCGUUUGGAGAGAAAAGUCUGGUUUGGUUUGGCUUUUCUUUUUUUUUUUUUUUUUCCCCUUUUAAAUCAAACCCAAUUUUUCCCCCCCUCACACCCCUCCAGGAUUUUGGGGAGGGUUGUUCUCUCAUCUCUCUCUCUUUUUUUUUUUUAUCCUUUUAAAACAAAAUAAUAAUUUUUUUUUUUUUUCCUAUUAAUUCCUUUUUUUAAUUUAAUUUUGGAAAGUCCUUCCUGCCCCUCGCUGGGAAAAGACGAGGGAGAAAUUAACUGAGAAGAAAUUGAUGGGGAUUUCAGUCGGGCGUCUGGGUCUGUGCGUCGCGCUCUUCCUCGCUCCUCUCUGCCUUUGGAAAACUACAGAAGGGACAAUGGCACCUUCUCUCUUUCCAUUUCUCCAAGUUAUUUUUUCUGGUUUGGUUCAGUUUUUCCCCUUUCUCCACCCCUCUCUUUCCCUUUUUAAAAAGAAAAAAAGAAAAAAAUCUAUCAUUGAUUCAGUAUGAAACGAUACUUGUAGAUUUUGGGUUUGUUACUUUUUUUUUUUUUUUAAAGGCUGAUUUUUUUUUGUGUUACGAGGCCACUUCUCAUGCAUAUUGGCAUUUUUUUUUCCUUCUUUCAGAGAUUUGUAAAUACACAAUGGCAGGAAAUUUAAUGCACAAAAAAAAAAAGGGAAAAGAAACUUUAAAAAAAAAAACACGAAUAAAUAGAUAAAAAAAAAAAAAAUCUGUUCUAGUUUUCAGGAGGGGAAGCGUGGCCGAAAUGCACCCCCCGCCUGCGUAUCGCUGAUGCAACUUCCUGUAACAAGCACUUUGUAUAAAAAAAAAAGUGGACUUCCUGCUAUAAGGCACAGGUAUUUAUUCUGUAACCGAUUUUAGAACACACACACACACACAAAAAAAAAUAUUCAAAUAAAUGUGAUCACUUAGUGCAAACGCCUCGCUCUGCUGCAGCUCUUCCCCCGGGAACGCCAGCUCCGGCGGGAGGCUCCCACCAGCUUUGGGAAGUCACUGCUCCCCGGGUGCCCGGCCGGCGGAGGGGAUUUUCCUGGCGGGGCUGUUUUGGAGGGAGCAGCUCGGGGAUGGGGUGACGGCAGGUCCCGGCCAGGGAGGGGGUCCCCAGCAGCCCCCAUCCCGCAUCCCAGCCCCACGGGGAGGGAUGCUGGAGCCGUGGCUCUCCGCCGGCUCCCUCCCAGCCGGCGAGGAUGUGAGUCAGGCAUGGAGCCGGCCGGGCCGCAUCCUGCCUCCAGAACAAUCCCCAUUGUGGGAUGGGGACGGGGAUGGGGUCGGGGUCGGCGACUUUCCUGCCUCUGCUGGCGUCCCCUGUGCCGGCCACGCUGCAGCCCCGGCACCCGGCCCCGCGAGGCUGCCUCCCCACCUAAAGCCCCGCGGCCCCGUGGAGCUCCGUGGGUGCCAUCAGCACCCUGGGCUGGUCGAGGACCCUCUGAGCUCGGCCGAGGCCAGGAAGGGCGCGGAGGAGACCUUCGGCCAGGGCAAGCGGCGGGGCCGUAGGCUGACCUGGCUGCAGGUGUGCAGGGGCGAGCUCUUCACUGGGGGAAAAACAGGGACGACUUCAUAAAGCAGAGCGGCCUCUCGGAGGCAUUCGGGUUUUUCCAUCGCUCUCUUUGGGCUUGGCUUCCUUAAUUUUUUUCCUGGUUGCAAAACAUCCCUAGUUUCGUUUCGGCUUGCAUUUCCCUCCCCACCCCCCCAGCCAGUGCUGCUUCGGUGGGAAACGGGAAGGG
Molecule: messenger RNA, 3961 nt
Organism: Chroicocephalus ridibundus (black-headed gull)
Lineage: Eukaryota; Metazoa; Chordata; Aves; Charadriiformes; Laridae
Gene: TRIM8
Product: tripartite motif containing 8
Exons: 7
Coding region: 543-2198 (551 amino acids)
Source: RefSeq, a predicted model, not a curated record